GAGUAGGCUGCAGUUGCCAACCAAAAAGCUUUUCUUCGACUACAGCUACCUCCAGAAUACCAUAAUGGUGGUAUGAUGGGCAAAGCUUCAAGUGGCAACUACUACUUCAUUCCUUACAUUGUAACACCCUGUGCUGAAUAUUUUUGCUGUGAAAGUGAUGCCCAGCGGAGAGCCUCAGAGUACAUACAACCAAACUGUGACAACAUCCUGGGUCCCCUCUGUCUUCCAUUGGUGGACAGGUUUAUCAACCUCCUCAAGGACAUCCAUGUUACCUCAUGUACAUAUUUUAAGGAGACUUUGUUAAAUGACAUUAGAAAAGCUAGAGAGAAAUACCAAGGAGAAGAAUUGGCAAAGGAACUGACCAGGAUUAAACUUCGUAUGGAUAAUACUGAAGUCCUAACUUCUGACAUUGUAAUCAAUUUACUUCUGUCAUAUCGUGAUAUCCAGGACUAUGAUGCUAUGGUGAAGCUGGUGGAGACACUGGAAAUGCUCCCUACAUGUGAUUUGGCAGAUCAGCACAAUAUCAAAUUUCACUAUGCAUUUGCCCUGAAUCGACGGAACAAUACAGGUGAUCGGGGGAAAGCCCUACAAGUGAUGCUGCAGGUCCUGCAAACAUGUGAUCAUCCAGCGCCAGACAUGUUCUGCCUGUGUGGGAGGAUCUACAAAGAUAUAUUCCUUGAUUCAGACUGUAAAGACACAAGUAGCCGAGACAGAGCCAUUGAAUGGUACCGUAAAGGUUUUGAGCUCCAAUCAACUCUCUAUUCUGGAAUUAACCUUGCAGUCUUCUUGAUAGUUGCAGGGCAGCAGUUUGACUCCUCCAUGGAAUUAAGGAAAAUAGGUGUAAGAUUAAACAGUUUAUUGGGAAGAAAAGGGAGUCUGGAAAAAAUGAACAAUUACUGGGAUGUCGGGCAAUUCUUCAGCGUCAGCAUGUUGGCCAGCGACACUGGGAAAGCUGUGCAGGCAGCAGAGAGGCUGUUUAAACUGAAACCUCCCAUUUGGUAUUUGAAAUCCUUAGUACAGAACCUGAUGCUAAUUCAGCGUUUCAAGAAACACACUGCAGAACACUCUCCUAGACAAGAGAGAUUGAACUUCUGGUUAGAUAUCAUUUUUGAGGCAACCAAAGAAACAAUGAAUGGCCUGCGAUUCCCAGUGUUAGUGAUAGAACCAACUAAGGUGUAUCAGCCUGCAUAUGUUUCCAUCAACAAUGAAGCAGAUGAGAGAACUGUUUCCCUUUGGCAUGUAUCUCCUACUGAAAUGAAACAGAUUCAUGAAUGGAAUUUUACAGCUUCUUCCAUUAGAGGAAUAAGCAUAUCUAAAUUUGAUGAACGAUGCUGUUUUCUCUAUGUUCACGACAACUCUGAUGACUUUCAAAUAUACUUUUCUACAGAGAACCAGUGUUCUAGAUUCUGUGGCCUGGUUAAAGAAAUUUUAACUGAUGCUGUAGGAAGUACUCUGGAAUUUGAAGCAGAAAUUGAUGGAGACACAUUGGAAUAUGAGUAUGAUUAUGAUGAGAAUGGAGACAGAGUAGUGUUAGGCAAAGGAACCUAUGGGAUUGUUUAUGCUGGAAGAGAUCUUAGCAAUCAGGUCCGAAUAGCCAUCAAAGAAAUACCAGAGAGAGACAGCAGAUAUUCUCAGCCACUGCAUGAAGAAAUUGCCCUUCACAAAUAUUUAAAGCAUCGAAACAUUGUCCAGUAUCUUGGUUCUGUUUCUGAAGAUGGAUACAUUAAAAUCUUCAUGGAGCAGGUCCCAGGAGGAAGCCUUUCUGCUCUCCUAAGGUCAAAAUGGGGACCACUGAAAGAACCCACAAUUAAAUUCUACACCAAGCAGAUCCUAGAAGGCCUGAAGUAUCUCCAUGAGAACCAGAUUGUGCACAGAGACAUAAAAGGAGACAAUGUUUUAGUAAAUACAUACAGUGGAGUAGUAAAAAUAUCUGAUUUUGGAACUUCCAAACGUCUUGCAGGAGUCAAUCCCUGUACAGAAACAUUUACAGGAACUUUGCAGUAUAUGGCUCCCGAAAUAAUUGAUAAGGGGCCUCGAGGAUAUGGUGCGCCAGCUGAUAUUUGGUCGUUGGGGUGCACUGUUAUUGAAAUGGCCACAGGGAAGCCUCCAUUUCAUGAACUGGGGGAACCACAAGCAGCUAUGUUCAAAGUUGGGAUGUUCAAAAUUCAUCCUGAAAUCCCAGAAUCGCUGUCAGCUGAAGCAAGAGCCUUUAUUUUGCUCUGCUUUGAACCUGAUCCAAAUAAACGUGUUACAGCAUCUGAUUUACUUAAAGACCCAUUCCUGAAACAAGUUAACAAAGGCAAGAAAAACAGAAUUGCAUUCAAACCUUCAGAUUUUAACCGUAGCACAUCUCUCCCUUUGCCCAUCCAAGGAGAGCAGGUGGGCAGCAGCAGCAGUGAACACGGCUCUGUCUCACCAGACUCUGAUAUACAACAUGAUGUGUUAUUUGAAAAGGCAAAGCGCUCUGUGUCAGAGAUUCAAGCAAAGAAUCCCAUUUCACAUUUGCUGAGUGUUCCUGAUGACAGUUCAAUUUCGGAUGAGCGAAGUUCUUCCCCUUCCCUUGAGGAAAAAGAUUCUGGUCUGUUCUUAUUACGGAAGGACAGUGAACGGCGUGCAAUCCUCUACAAAAUCCUCAAGGAGGAACAGAACCAAGUUGCUUCCAAUUUGCAAGAGUGUGUAGCACAGAGUUCUGAAGAACUACACCUUUCAGUUGCUCACAUCAAACAGAUAAUUGGAAUUUUGCGGGAUUUCAUACGCUCCCCUGAACACAGAGUCAUGGCAUCCACUAUAUCCAAAUUGAAAAUGGACCUGGACUUUGACAGUACUUCCAUCAAUCAGAUUCAUCUAAUGCUGUUUGGAUUUCAAGAUGCUGUGAACAAAGUACUAAGAAAUCAUUUAAUCAGGCCACAUUGGAUGUUUGCUAUGGAUAAUAUAAUACGACGUGCAGUUCAAGCUGCUGUCACUAUUCUUAUUCCUGAGCUUCGAGCUCACUUUGAACCAGCAUCAGAGAAUGAAUGUGUAGAAAAAGAGGCAGAUGAAGUGGAGGAUUACCAGCAAACAGAGCCAAAAAGACAUGAGGAAGCAGUUAUAGCACGUGGACUGUGCACACUUCCUUCUUCGGUAUCUCCUGAUACUCAGCAGCAGCUUAACUUGCAAUUAAGCCAUCUUAAGCAAGAAACCAACAGGCUCCUUGAAAACCUUGUACAGAAGGAGAAAGAAUAUCAGACUCUUUUACGGCAAACACUGGAACAAAAAAUUCAGGAUUUGCAGCUCCUUCAGCAACAGUUGAAAACCACUGAAAUGCAAUCAUCCCCCUCUCCUCCUGAGCAUGAUGUAGAUGAAGACCUUAUCAAGUGGUUAAAACAACAAAAAGCUGAUUCAGAUACAAUUAAUAGGUUUGUUCAAGAGGAUUAUACACUCAAUGAUAUUCUAAAUGACAUCACAAAAGAUGACUUACGAUUCCUUAGACUACGUGGUGGCCUCCUCUGCAGAAUUUGGAAUGCAAUAUUGAAACACAGAAAACUGAAUAAUAAACGUUUGGAAAUUCAAAGUUAGCACUUCAGUUAUGCUAAUUUGGGUACACAUUCCAACUAAGUUAUUGCUUUUUGUACAUACAGUACUGUCUGUAUACUUGGUCCUGCAAAUUUUGCACAACAUAUACUUUGAAUAGGUUUUCUUUGGAAGUAUUAUGUUAAAGAACAGGUGGACCACAAUGCUUUGAUAUAGUGUGGUUUCUGAUUUUUCUUUUUGAAGCUUGUCAUUCUGUACUACAGCAUUCUGAUGUACUAGAAUAGACAAAGAUUUGUAUGUUUUAUUUUUCCAGCUAGGUAAAUGAGUUGAGGAAAUGCUUGCUUUAGAGCUAAACAUUAGCUUAUGCACUUUAACCAAUCACAUUUAAAUAUAAAAUGAUAUAGUUUUAUAAAUAUCAACUAUUCUUAAAAAUAAGUUUGGGCAACUUCCUGCUACCUUCUGAUUAUAUACACCCGGACGUUAGUAGAUGUGUAAGGCAACAGACAAAACCUGAGAGUAUCUUACACUGUGCAAGGCUUCUAAAAGAGGAAACAUUGCAUAGUCAUUCUAAGUACAUACUUGAAAGGU
Messenger RNA from Pogona vitticeps (central bearded dragon), 4098 nucleotides. NCBI's taxonomy places the organism in Eukaryota, Metazoa, Chordata, Lepidosauria, Squamata, Agamidae. The record is from RefSeq and is a predicted model, not a curated record.